Neltuma alba is the source of this 1799-nucleotide messenger RNA. RefSeq names its product protein BIG GRAIN 1-like B. Gene Ontology annotation, biological process: auxin-activated signaling pathway. The record is from RefSeq and is a predicted model, not a curated record. Bases 430 to 1626 code for a protein of 398 amino acids. The transcript has a single exon. NCBI's taxonomy places the organism in Eukaryota, Viridiplantae, Streptophyta, Magnoliopsida, Fabales, Fabaceae.
UCUCUCUUCUCUUCUCAGGCGUGGAAUUUGGCUUUCAUUACAGUCUCUCUCUUUCACUCCGUCUUUCCCUCUCUAAAAACCAUCAUCAAUGUUCCAUGCCUUCUUUUCCUUUCUCUCUCCUUCUCUCUUCUUAAAACCUUGCAUUUUCUGAAAUACCCAUCCCAGACUCCUCUGUUUUAUAGGAGAGGCGAAUCUCUUUGUCUCUUCGCACAAUCAUGCCUUGUUACUUCCCUUAAUCUCUCUUUCUCUCUCUCUACCCUCUCAAUCUCGGACCUCUCUGAGUCCACUUGAGCUUUUGCAGUACGAUUCGAAGUUUGAACCACACAACAAAGGUCCAAGUAAUUGAGAACCCUCAAAAUCCCCUGUUUCUCUCUGUUCUCUUUCAUCCUCAUACCAUAGCUCCUUUUAAAAGUAAAAGAAAUCGAACCAAUGGACAGGUGGGAUAAAUCACAACGAGAUCGCUACCGAAGGCAUUACAAGGAGAACCCUUCUUUCUCUUCUACUCUUCUCGACGCCAUUUAUCGAUCUAUUGAUGAAGGAGAAACAGAGGGGAGAGAAAACCAGCUUGUGCUCUACAGAGAAACCAUGAAGAAGCAGAACCAGAGCAACUUCUUCGAUAAUAAUCAUGGUGACGAAGCUAAAGCACCGACCUCUCGUCGAUCUCGAAAGGUAGAAAACUGGAUGGACGCAAGGGUAUGCGAGAAAGUUGAUGUUCGAAGAAAUUCAAUACAUUCUAGCUCAAGCUCCACAGAUUCCAGUUCAAAUGGCGGGUUUUCUUCUUCAGAGUCAUCAUCAGAGUUAUUCAAUAGCGUCCAGAGGCUGAAGCCAAUUCGAACCAGUGUUGCUCUUCCUCAAAAACCAAACCUUGAUUCUCUAAACGCACCCAGGAACUAUUCUGAUCAUACCCAGAAGCCAAAGCCGGAAAAUGGCUUCGAGAAGAAGGCGAAAUCGAAAGCCCUGAGACGAAUCCUAUACGGAGACUUGAAGAAAUCGAAACAACCUAUUUCACCAGGUGCUAAACUCGCUAGCUUUCUGAAUUCUCUCUUCAAUUCUGGUGGUGGAAACAACAAUGCCAAAAAGAAACCAAAGGUGGUGUCGUCAAACACUCUGACGCAACCUUCAACUUGUUCUUCAGCAUCUUCGUUCUCGAGGUCUUGUUUGAGCAAAACCCCAUCGUCAUCAAGAUCAACAGCUAAGGGCAACAGGUCUGUGAGAUUCUGCCCAGUUAGUGUUAUAGUUGAUGAAGAUUGCAGGCCAUGUGGGCACAAGAAUCUUUACGAAGGAGAAAAGGGUAUCGAGAAGUUCAGCUAUAUCAGCAAGAACAGUAAUAAUAAAGAGGAGCUAAGGUUACAUGUGAUGCAGGAGAGUCGAAGAGUGGAGGAGUACGCCAGAGAUUUGUUGAGGAAUUAUCAGAAGAAGAACCAAGAUAUUAACAAGUUUGAAAUGAUGCAUUAUGAAGAAGAAGAUGUUGAUGAUGCAGCAAGCUGUUCAAGUUCUGAUCUUUUUGAAUUGGAAAAUCUUUCAGGAAUUGGGAAUAUUGAAAGGUAUAGAGAAGAAUUGCCAGUGUAUGAAACUACCCAUUUCAAUACCAGUCGAGCCAUUGCCAACAAUGGCUUCGUGCUGUAAUAUUCCUGCUGUCAAAAAUAUAGUUACAGUUGGGGGGGGGGUUACAUUAGAGAAUAAGAUUAAGAUAUUUCUUUUGGUUUUGUUAGUCAUAUAAUCUUGUUUUCUUCUUUCUAGUUCAUCUAUUAUAUGUAUGUCUCUUUUGUUGUUAAUAUUAGAGAAGAAGCUCUCAACAA